CUUGAUUCGCAGCGUUGCAUGAAAAGAAAGAUCCGAUGGCCCCGGCACUAGCGAGCAGUCAAAAAGGAUCAGCAAAGCCCAUGUGGGAAGGAAAUGAUGCCAAGAAACCAAGAUUGCGAUCUGUGUGGGGUUUUUGGAAGAUUCUCUUCGCAUUCCAAUCUCGAAAUGUCAAUGGACACGGCUACGCGGCCGUGGGUCUACAGUGCGACGCACCGUGUUUUUCUGCUCUGGGCGGGAAUAAUAAUCCACGAUAACAAAGAGGAAGGGGAAAAAAAACCUGAGACUCAGCUGCCAAGAGGCUCAGCUGCCAAGAAUAGACUUUCGGACUCGACUCCUGCAACCAACCGACGAGUUGUCAGUUAGGCCAAGGCGGAGCCAAUAUUGAAUUUCUAGACCACAACACCGUUAUCGUGUAGCUCUGUUCUGGUGAAUGCGGACUAUCAGGUAUGAUACAUCGCUUCUGUUGAGUAGCGCUUAGUGUAUGUAUGUAUGCUUGUAUGGAAUAACCAUAAAUGUAAG
Truncatella angustata is the source of this 519-nucleotide messenger RNA. RefSeq lists its product as uncharacterized. Lineage: Eukaryota; Fungi; Ascomycota; Sordariomycetes; Amphisphaeriales; Sporocadaceae. The transcript has a single exon. The coding region runs from base 94 to 363 and encodes 89 amino acids. The record is from RefSeq and is a predicted model, not a curated record.